Molecule: messenger RNA, 2011 nt
Organism: Ananas comosus (pineapple)
Lineage: Eukaryota; Viridiplantae; Streptophyta; Magnoliopsida; Poales; Bromeliaceae
Product: phosphoenolpyruvate phosphatase
Exons: 11
Coding region: 182-1612 (476 amino acids)
Molecular function (GO): acid phosphatase activity; metal ion binding
Source: RefSeq, a predicted model, not a curated record
GGCCGCAUAAAAGAGCCGCAUAAAAACGGAGCAUCCUCCUCCUCCUCUCCUCCUCUCUCCACCGCGGCUCGAUCUCGGCCGUCCGAUUGGGCGGCGCCGCCACUUGGACGGCGCACGCCGCGUCUCACCACUGCGUGCCGUGUCCCCACUGCGUUAAAUGUUAAAUUAACUGUCUAAUCCUAUGGAGUUCCGAAGCAUCCUACUUGGCUUUUCGCUUUAUCUUGUGUACUUUGUGGACAUUGUCAUUUCUAGGCAUACAAGUUCGUUUGUCCGUUCUGAAUGGCCUUCUACCGACAUCCCUCUAGACAGUGAAGUGUUUGCAGUUCCGAAGGGCUAUAAUGCACCCGAACAGGUCCAUAUCACUCAGGGCGACUAUGAUGGAAAAGCUGUUGUUAUCUCGUGGGUAACAACCUCUGAGCCCGGGAAAAGCGAAGUUCUAUAUAGUAAAGAAGAGCAUAAAUAUGACCGUACGGCUCAAGGGAGAUAUACAAAUUAUACAUUUUACGAUUAUACAUCUGGUUACUUACACCACUGCCUUGUUGAUGACCUUGAGUACGACACCAAGUACUAUUACAAGAUCGGGACAGGUGAUUCAGCUCGGGAAUUUUGGUUCCAAACGCCACCUGCUGUUGAUCCAGAUGCUCCCUAUGCUUUUGGUAUUAUAGGUGAUUUGGGGCAAACGUAUAAUUCUCUUUCCACUCUUCAGCACUACAUGCACAGCGGAGCACAAAGUGUUCUAUUCGUUGGAGACCUAUCUUAUUCUGAUAGAUACGAACACAACGAUGGUAUACGCUGGGAUACAUGGGGCCGGUUUAUUGAACGCAGCGCUGCGUAUCAGCCGUGGAUUUGGACUGCUGGAAAUCAUGAAAUAGAAUACAGACCUGAACUGGGAGAAGUUGCUACUUUCAAACCGUAUUUACAUCGAGUUACAACUCCUUACUUGGCUUCGAAGAGCAGUUCUCCCAUGUGGUAUGCAGUCAGGCGCGCAUCUGCCCACAUCAUUGUGCUUUCGAGCUAUUCUCCUUUUGUUAAAUACACUCCUCAAUGGUGGUGGCUUAAAGGGGAACUGCAGCAAGUGGACAGGGAGCGGACACCGUGGCUUAUUGUGCUCAUGCAUGCGCCACUCUACAACAGCAACGAAGCUCACUACAUGGAAGGGGAGAGUAUGCGGGCCGCGUUUGAGAGUUGGUUUGUACAAUAUAAAGUUGACAUCGUCUUUGCGGGCCAUGUUCACGCCUACGAGAGAUCGUACCGUAUCUCUAACAUCAACUACAACGUAACAUCGGGCAAUCGUUAUCCUGUGCCCGACAAAUGCGCUCCUGUUUACGUAACUGUCGGCGAUGGAGGGAAUCAGGAAGGCCUUGCUUUACGGUUCUCCGAUCCACAGCCCGACUAUUCGGCAUUCAGGGAGGCAAGUUAUGGUCAUUCUACAUUAGAGCUUAAGAAUAGAACCCAUGCUUUGUACCAUUGGAACAGAAAUGAUGACGGAAAGCAAGUACCAACCGACUUCGUCGUAUUUCACAACCAAUAUUGGGCGAGCAACACUCGACGGAGGAGGCUGAAGAAGAAUCAUCAUUCCCAGAGACGCGACGUCUUCGUUGCUUCGCUCUGAGAACUAAUCAAAUGUCGAAAGGGCUGCUUCUUCUUCUUCUGAGGUCAAUGGUGGAGGAAUCUGGAUAACUCAUGAAAGCAAAUGCAUGCCCUUGAAAGAGACCACACAAACCGACCUUAUUGUCUCACUUCAUCUUAAAAGCCCCUCGCUUUCCUACGGAUACCACCGAAGGUUUCUUUAAAGACUGUUGCGGUGCUGACAAUAAUGUCUGGCGAUUGAUUGGUUUGCACGCGUGCUCCAAACGUCGCCGAUAUUAUCAUCAGUAAGCACUCUAGAGGCUGUAUAAGAAGAAUUCGAGAGAAGCAUUCUCAUAGAUUACUGAUGUACUGACAAUUGCGUAUCAUUGGCGAUACUUUAGAAGUUGCAUAACAAUUAUAUCAGAGUCUUACUUAUUUAUGA